AUGGCGGGAUGGCAGAGACAUUUGCAAUCAUUAGUACGUCGUGUCGUCAAAAAAUACGAGUGCAGUGGCACAGCUUCAUGCUGUACUUUUAGUCAUGCAAAGGCUGGUAUUGUAUCCGGUGAGGUGCCUAGUUUGUCGAGGCCGCAUAAUUCGCAAGUUCCUACAACUAUGAGGCCUCUGUACCAGUAUCUACAGAAAAUGGAGUUCACAAGCACAAGGAACUUACUUGCAGACUCAUCAGAUGCAACUACUCCAGUUUCUUCACCGUUGAUACCAGCUCUACCCUCGGGUGCUGGUAGCACUGAAACUCAAAAGACCAUUACUAAACCUGAAAAGGUUCAAGCGAUUCUAAAAAAUAUAAAACAGAGUCCUAAGAAGGUGAACUUGGUUGCUGCCUUGGUCCGUGGAAUGCGAGUCGAAGAUGCAUUGUUGCAGGUGCAAGUGACAGUUAAAAGAGCUGCUAAAACCGUCUAUCGGGUCAUACAUUCAGCUCGAGCCAAUGCAACACACAAUUACGGAUUUGACCCUGAUCGUCUUCUAGUUGCCGAGGCGUUUGUUGGGAAAGGGCUGUUCAAGAAGAGGAUUUCAUACCACGCCAAGGGCAAAUGCGGGAUAAAAGUGCGGCCAGAGUGUAGGCUGACUGUAGUACUUCGAGAGAUAACGCCAGAGGAGGAGGCCGAGAUAGCCAAGUUGAAGGUGAGAAAUUUCCGCAAGCUGACCAAGAGAGAAAAACGGCUCGUGCCACAUAAGCUCAUCGAGACCACCCCAGUAUGGGACCGCAAGGGCAAAGCCAGAAGGCAUGAGUCGAGCGCUAUGGCUAUUUGA
This is a messenger RNA of Striga hermonthica, 825 nucleotides long. NCBI's taxonomy places the organism in Eukaryota, Viridiplantae, Streptophyta, Magnoliopsida, Lamiales, Orobanchaceae. The record is from the annotation of a GenBank genome assembly.